Molecule: messenger RNA, 2199 nt
Organism: Ictalurus furcatus (blue catfish)
Lineage: Eukaryota; Metazoa; Chordata; Actinopteri; Siluriformes; Ictaluridae
Gene: eef1db
Product: eukaryotic translation elongation factor 1 delta b (guanine nucleotide exchange protein)
Exons: 9
Coding region: 28-1014 (328 amino acids)
Biological process (GO): translational elongation
Cellular component (GO): cytosol; eukaryotic translation elongation factor 1 complex
Molecular function (GO): guanyl-nucleotide exchange factor activity; translation elongation factor activity
Source: RefSeq, a predicted model, not a curated record
UGCAAUAGUUUUGACCCGCCGUGACGAAUGGACUUGCCCACACGGCCAAUCUCUCUUCAGCACCCCAGAGCUGUCUUGUCAGGUUUCGCUCCAGGUUUUGACGAAACAUUUCAUUCACUUUUCACAAAAAUGAGUGCAAUGGAGUUCUUGGCUCAAGAGAAGAUAUGGUUUGACAAGCCUCGCUACGAUGAGGCUGAACGAAAGUUCUAUGAGAGGAUGAAUGGCCCCACGCUACCUCCCCAGGACUCGGGUGCUAAUACUAUUCUUCAGGACAUUGCUAGAGCACGAGAGAACAUCCAGAAGUCUCUUGCUGGACUGAAGACGACCUUGCAGCCAACUGCAGGCUCUGCCCAUAAAUCCCCAACCCUUUCCCACAGCCUCACUACGGCAGGAGGCAGUGGUGCCGAACACGGGGAACUUCUCACACGCAUGAAGAAACUGGAACUGGAGAACCACAGUCUACAAAAAAUUGUUGAGGAGCUGCGUUCCGCUCUCUCUAACCUGGAGAGUCGAGUCUCAGUCCUGGAAAAAAGGCCAGCAACCCCAGCGGCAGUGGUUAAUGGAAUCGCUUCUUCUCAGAAGACUGCUCCUCCUACGCAGAAAACACCUCCUGCGCCAGCAGAUGACGAGGAUGAUGAUAUAGAUCUGUUCGGCAGCGACGAUGAGGUGGAUGAAGAAGCAGAGCGUCUCAAGGAGCAGCGGCUCCAGGAAUAUGCAGCCAAAAAGGCCAAAAAACCUGCAAUUAUCGCCAAAUCUUCCAUCUUGUUGGAUGUCAAGCCUUGGGAUGACGAGACCGACAUGGCGAAGAUGGAGGAGUGUGUGAGGUCGAUCCAGGUCGACGGCUUGCUCUGGGGUGCCUCCAAACUGGUACCGGUUGGUUACGGUAUUAAGAAGCUACAGAUCAAUUGUGUGGUUGAGGACGACAAGGUGGGAACAGACCUACUGGAGGAGGAGAUCACUAAGUUUGAAGACUAUGUCCAAAGUGUGGAUGUAGCAGCCUUCAAUAAGAUUUAAAGCACUAACAUACUUUUCAAUCAUGUCCACCUGCACUACACACACGCUAUUAAUGAAAUAAUAUUUGACAAUAAAGAGCCCUGACUUUAUUAUGGACUUUUUACGUUGUGCUUUUAACUGUAAAAUUAUGCGUACUGUACUCUUUAUAUUCCAGGAAACACAAAUAGUAAUGUACAAGAAAACAACAAAAACCCCAAAGCAACAAAAUGUGCAGCUGUAUUUGCAGUUCUGACUUUUACAAGAUGAGUUGCAAGAUCUGAAUGUGUAUUAAAGAUAUACGGAGUUAAAAUGUGCACACUGUAGAUGGUCCAGAUUGAUGAUGAUGUAGCAGUUCACAAUUUUUUUAUUUUUUUUUUAUGUGGAAAAGCUGAUGAUUGUAAUUGUAGAAGAAUCCAGAGAAUAGCUACAGUGCAUUACUGUUCUAAUUGUAGUGUAGUACACAACUUUUCCAAAAAAUAAAUAAAUAAACAGAACAUUUUGGACAGAAGUCCUUCAUCAGCUGGUCCCACCUGAACUUUUAUUUCAUCUACAAAUAUUUUUUAAUUGGAUUACUAGCAAACAAAUUGAGUAAUGCUGAAAAUAAAUACAGUCAAUACAAUAUUACUGAAAGGGAACGUGAUAGUCUCAUGUUAAUAUGAAGUAACGAUUGGUUUUGUCUUUGACUGAUUAAAUACCAAGCUCUGAUUUAAAAAAUAAAUAAAUAAAAAAUUUUCACUCAUUGUGUUUAUAUGAAAUAUACAGAUGUGAGUUUUUUUCCCCCCUAUUUUUAUUUCAAGUAAUGUUGCCCAAUGCUCUAAAGACCAGUGGAUAAAGCCUUAUUUAAUCUCAGAUCAUUACAGUUUUAGGAGAAUGUCAAGGGACUGUAUCUGCAUCAUACAUGUACACUUUGACCAUUCUGUAUUUAAACUCUGGAGAUAGAUUAAAUGACUUGCAGGAUGUUCUGUGAGUGUAUGUAAACCUACCUGUAUACGUAGCUUUCUCUGAGCCUGUUGUGCUAUUGCAAAAGAUCCAGCCAUGAUGCUCCAGCUUCAGCCGUAGACCCAAAAUCUGCACUUUCCCCAUGCCCCUGGGAUACAUAGAGAAACUAAAACAGAUCAACUAUACUCAGACGUGACUGAUGUUCUUUUUCUCUCAGGUACUGUCUUUUCCCAUUGUCGCUGUAACCAAUAAACUGUGUUGACUGUA